AUGGCAAACUCCAAUUUAUGGUUCUCCAAACGAGAAGAAAUUAACGCACUUCUUCUUGUGUUACUUCUCUUGUCGGCGGCGUUCGCAUACAUUGGAGCUCAGCCUCCAACAAAUUCUCAAAAUAACACGAAUGGGAAUGACUGGCUUUCAUCACCGAAAUCUGAAUUCAUGGCGUAUAUCUUUCUAGCCAUUGUAGCCAUCUUGAUUUUGGUAUUCUUAUUCAUCGCCAUUCGAACGAGGUGCUGGCCCCGAGGCAGAGCUGGAGGACUCGAUGCGGCAGUUCUUGAGACGUUCCCCACUCUUGCGUAUUGGGUGGUGAAGAGGCUCAAGAUUGGAAGAGGCGCGCUGAUUUGCGCCGUGUGUUCGACUGAGUUCGAAGACGAUGAAACGCUGCGUUUAAUCCCCAUUUGCGAUCACGUUUUCCACACCAAUUGUAUUGAUAAGUGGCUCAAGUCGAACGCCACUUGCCCCAUUUGCCGAGCCAAUCUCCUACCCAGACCCAACGAGUCCCUGCACCGACCCGAAUUCCACACCGGGACAGACAUCGGAUCCCAAAACGACGCCGCUGCAGUUGAACCGGAGGUUGAAGAAAGAAUCGAAGACGAACAAGAUCCCGCUACGGAACCCGAUGUUUCAAAGACUUUAAAUCGUAACCGUACAUGUGGAUCUCGAUCAAGAAUUAAUGACAGGCAGGUUUUCCCCGCGGUCUCACUCAACCGGUCACUCGUCGAUCCAACUGGGCGAGAAUACUGA
Humulus lupulus (European hop) is the source of this 753-nucleotide messenger RNA. Its product is annotated as RING-H2 finger protein ATL11-like. Bases 1 to 753 code for a protein of 250 amino acids. The record is from RefSeq and is a predicted model, not a curated record. Lineage: Eukaryota; Viridiplantae; Streptophyta; Magnoliopsida; Rosales; Cannabaceae. The transcript has a single exon.